Molecule: messenger RNA, 2993 nt
Organism: Carassius gibelio (silver crucian carp)
Lineage: Eukaryota; Metazoa; Chordata; Actinopteri; Cypriniformes; Cyprinidae
Gene: pfkfb2a
Product: 6-phosphofructo-2-kinase/fructose-2,6-biphosphatase 2a
Exons: 16
Coding region: 265-1833 (522 amino acids)
Biological process (GO): fructose metabolic process; fructose 2,6-bisphosphate metabolic process
Cellular component (GO): cytosol
Molecular function (GO): fructose-2,6-bisphosphate 2-phosphatase activity; ATP binding; 6-phosphofructo-2-kinase activity
Source: RefSeq, a predicted model, not a curated record
UGUCGAUGCUAACCGCUCUUCUAGCGCUUAUUGUUUUGCUUGCUAAGGAUUGGAUGUGUCCUGGGCAUCUCCAAACAUUUCCUGAAACACAGCUGUCAAGUCUGCUCUGUCCCUAAGCUUAAUGGAAACACAGUUUUAACUGAGUUUGAAUGGGAAAUGGUCCGUGUGUUUGUGUUCUCUACGCGGCGAGGUGCACUGACCUCUGGUGACCUGUGCUGACCCUCACACCUGUCCGUCAAGAUCGUCAAAUCUGCUCUUAAAGUCAUGGACAACUCAAACGACUGCAAGAAGGCGGAGCCCAGAGUCAAUGAGAAGAAAUGCUCGUGGGCGUCAUACAUGACUAACUCCCCUACUGUCAUCGUAUUGAUCGGCCUUCCCGCCAGAGGAAAGACAUACAUAUCUAAGAAGCUGACGCGAUACCUCAACUGGAUUGGGGUUCCCACGAAAGUUUUUAAUCUGGGCGUUUAUAGACGUGAGGCGGUGCAGUCAUACAAGUCUUACGACUUCUUCCGUCACGACAAUAAAGAGGCCAUGAAAAUCAGGAAACAGUGUGCCAUCGUGGCUCUACAGGAUGUGAAAUCUUAUCUGAAUGAGGAGGGAGGGCAGAUCGCUGUUUUUGAUGCCACAAACACAACCAGAGAGAGAAGGAGCCUCAUCCUGAGUUUUGCGAAGGAAAAUGCAUACAAGGUGUUUUUUGUCGAAUCGUAUUGUGACGACCCAGAAGUCAUUGCUGCCAACAUACUGGAUGUGAAGGUUUCCAGCCCUGAUUAUCCUGAGAGAGACCGAGAGAGCGUGAUGGAGGACUUCCUGAAGAGGAUCGAGUGUUAUAAAGUCACAUAUCAGCCGUUAGACCCCGACGAUCAUGACAAGGACCUGUCCUUCAUCCAGGUGAUCAACGUGGGCCAGCGCUUCCUGGUGAACCGCGUUCAGGAUUACAUCCAGAGCAAGAUCGUCUACUACCUGAUGAAUAUUCAUGUUCAGAAGCACUCCAUCUAUGUGUGCCGCCACGGCGAGAGCCAGCACAACGUCCAGGGCUGCAUCGGAGGAGACUCGGAGCUGUCCAGCAGAGGAAAACAGUUUUCUAAAGCCCUGCGUGGGUUCCUGGAAAACCAGAAGAUCCCAGACCUGAAGGUGUGGAGCAGUCAGCUCAGACGCACCAUCCAGACGGCCGAGGAGCUGGGCGUCCCGUACGAGCAGUGGAAAAUCCUCAACGAGAUCGACGCCGGCAUCUGUGAGGAAAUGACAUAUGAAACGAUAAAAGAAAGAUAUCCAGAUGAAUAUUCUCUCAGAGACCAGGACAAAUACCACUACAGAUACCCAGGAGGAGAGUCCUAUCAGGAUCUGGUGCAGCGUCUAGAGCCAGUAAUCAUGGAGCUGGAGAGACAAGGCAACGUGCUGGUCAUCUGCCACCAGGCCGUCAUGCGCUGUCUCCUCGCCUACUUCCUGGACAAGAGCGCUGCUGAUUUGCCGUAUCUGAAGUGCCCCCUGCAUGCGGUGCUGAAACUAACCCCAGUGGCUUAUGGCUGUAAAGUCGACAUAUUUAACCUGAAAGUCGAAGCUGUGAACACACACCGGGACAGACCCCUCGGAAGCUCCAGACAGGAAGUGCCGCCCACUAUGCUGAGGAGGAACAGCUUUACGCCACUGUCUAGUCAGGAUCAAGUCAAGCGGCCCCGCCUCUUCAGUGUCGGUAACCCGCCCCGCUUGGCAAACGUUCCUGUCUUAUCAAACUCGCGAUUCCCAGAGGCGCAGGAGAACGAGGAGCUGAGGGAGAGCCCGGAAACACUGAACUGCUUAGCCCCUUCAGACUCGAAAGACACCAUCCAAGAGUGACGACACAAAAAAAGCUGUGUAACGCCCGUUUUCUCCAGACAUGAUUCAGCUGUUGACGCUGUUCACAUGUUCUGCCCAAAAUCAGCACAUGUGAACAGUGCUUUAUGUAACAUUAACAGCGCCGGCGACGCCUCUGUCCGCUCUUCUCAACCCUCAUCCGUCUACAAGCGCUUGGAAGUACGGUAAAAUCACAACACCCAACAAUUAAUGCAGGGAAGAUUCACUCGCACUGUUUGACUGCAGAUUGACAGCGCGUGGGACCAAUUAGAGCGCAGAUUGACUGAUGGAAGGGGCGUGGCUUUUGCUCAUUAAGCUGAUUAGAAUAUUUAAAGACACAGCACACUGAAUUUUGACUUGAGUUUUGAUUGUCGUAGCAUCUGUUUUGUGCUCUUUUCUUCAUACUGCCUCAGUACUGACUGAAUUUGAUUGGAUAUUGUGUAAAUAUUUGUAUAAAUAUGAUUUUAGAUGUUAAUUUUCUGUGAUGUUCUUGCUGUCGUUAUCUUCUCAAGUAUUUUACAUGUAUAACAUUCUGCCUUCUGGUUUUGAUGAUUGUGCAGAAUAUCAAAUUUUAUGAAUGUCUUGCGGUCGUAUGAUGUCAUAGGUAUGUUAUGCUGUUCGAGGAAACUCGUUUCAGUCUUUAACAAAUGUAUCCUUUCACUGUUUCCUUAAAAUACACACACAGAAUCAUUAAUUAUAGAGUUAUCUUUUCAGUGAUUUUGCAAUGGAUCUGCAAGAGCGUUUAAUGCUACUGAGAUUAUUGAAACUCAUACUGUUAUUAGUUAUCAUUAAUUAUAGAUUACCGAUUACUAUUAUAGAUUACUUUUUAAUGAUUCAGUGUUAUUAAGCAUGCUUUUAUCUGGCAUCAGAUCUGGAAGGAUGUUUUUAAAGGGUAUUUUUAAUUGUUUUGUAACUAUAAUUUGAGUAAAAGUUGUCAGAUUUGUACACGUCUGACUUUAAUACACACAUAGUAUGUUGAAUGUUAUGAAUAUGAUGGCUCAAUUGCUCUUGCUUCUUGCAUCUUGGUUAUUCCAUUUGAAUGCAAAGAUGAGUGUGAUUGCAUGAUCGGACAUGAUCAGGUCUGUAAGUGCCUUUUGUUUCGCAACCAAAGUAUAACCACAUCAAAGCUUAAAAAAUACAACCGAUCUCUGUGUGUGCAGGUA